Messenger RNA from Adineta ricciae, 1404 nucleotides. Lineage: Eukaryota; Metazoa; Rotifera; Eurotatoria; Adinetida; Adinetidae. The record is from the annotation of a GenBank genome assembly.
AUGGACAAGACGGAUAAAAACAAGUCGACUUUGAAAGUUGUGGCAUUGAUUUGGAUCUUGAUUGAAUGUAAUCUUGUUGCCGGAAAUAUUUUCGGAUUUGCAUCUUUAUUCGGUAUACUACGUCAACAAAAUAUUUAUAGUUCGAAAUGCAAAUUAGUAUCAGAAGGAGUCGGCUCGAACCGAACAUAUGUAGAUUGUCAUGGACAAAUCAAUGAAUAUCAAUUUGCUUUCGCGUUGGGAAUUGGGUUUUAUAAUUUACCGGCGGUGGCUAUAGGAAUGAUUAAUGAUUAUUUUGGUCCGAGAUUUCUGAAACUAAUUGGCAUUGUGUUUCAUUUGAUCAGUUGGUUAUCUCUUGGUUUUCUCGCUCCUGGACGUGAUUGGCUGCUUCUGUUUCACACUAUAUUGCUAUCACUUGCUGGAAUUUGCACUCUAUUAUCAUCAUUCAGUAUUGCAGCACAUUUCAAGCAAAAUCGAGGACUGGUGACAGCAUUGAUAUCCGGUGCGCAAUUGGCGGGCUCGAUAUGGUUUGCGAUUUUUCAGGUUUUGAUCGAGAAAAAGAUCGUUUCGCUUUCAACGUUGGCUUUCGCAUGGACGUCGUUUGCGUUGUUAAUGCUUGCAAGUGCUUUUCUUUUUCUUGAUUGGCGUUUUCUAUGGCUUGAUUCAAAAUUAAAAGUCAAACCAACUAGACAGGAGGGCGUCAACGCCGACGAACAAGAUAAUUUAGUUGAACAUGUGACCAAUCCGUUAUUCGUAGUUGUAACACUUUUCCUGAGUUGUCUCCUGUUGACAAUAUCGUUUCUUCCUGUUGUCUGGUAUCCAUGGUUGAAGUAUCUAACCGGAGGAGAUGACGUUUUAACAAAUCGUUACACGUUUCUGUACAGUAUUAGUGCUGUAGUUGGACUUGUUAUUGCUCCUUUGUGUGGCCUAAUCGUUGAUUUCAGAGCUUCGCGUGGUACUACACAAAAAAUGUUGAAUAUAUCAGUUCUACAAACGUUGACUUGGAUUGCAUCGAUUGCUCUCUGUAUUGUUUGUAUGUUCCGAUCGAUUGCCGCUGCUCUAACAACGUUAGGCAUUCUGCUCUUCUCGCGUACGAUGCUCGUUGCUGGAAGUCAAGCAUUGAUUGCUGCUGUCUUUCCACCACAGUUUAUCGGCUCUCUUCUGGGUAUUAUGUGGACAACAGCAGGUAUAAUUAGUUUCACUACAUAUGGUUUAGUACGCUUGGCAACGGAUCCCGAACACUAUUGGAGAGCAUGGCUGGUGAUCUUGCUACUUUGUUUUAUCAUGGGCGGACAUUUAGUGCAACUCUGGGUGUUAUAUUUUCGAUCGAAAAAAGGCAAGAAAUGUGAAGAUUUACAAGUUCACGCGGAAGAAAUGCAAACGUUAAAGUCAUCGAACGAUAUGUGA